This is a messenger RNA of Vanessa atalanta (red admiral), 1888 nucleotides long. Its product is annotated as chymotrypsin-like elastase family member 2A. Lineage: Eukaryota; Metazoa; Arthropoda; Insecta; Lepidoptera; Nymphalidae. The coding region runs from base 98 to 1429 and encodes 443 amino acids. The transcript is spliced from 7 exons. The record is from RefSeq and is a predicted model, not a curated record. Gene Ontology annotation, biological process: proteolysis. Gene Ontology annotation, molecular function: serine-type endopeptidase activity.
UUGUAAUUGAGACGUGUAAACAUAUACAACGUUUAGUAAUAAAAUAUAUUUUUAAUAUUCAAAAUUAUUACCAAUUAGUUUAAUAACAUUAAAAAUUAUGAUUAAACUAGUAUGUGUUUUAAUAUUUAUUCUAUUGAAAGUGGAAGCCGAUGAAAGUGACUUCGAUCCAGUUGGGAGCCCAUUGCUCGUUGAAUAUCCUUGUCAGGAUUCCAAGGAAAUUGUAACUUGGUUUGACCCUGGCUUGCCACCAAGGGAAAAAAAUAGGUAUUAUGUCCUGAUGAAUAGAUAUUUUCCAGCAAAUUCUGUAAUAGAAAUGGCUUUUGAUUCGGACGUGAACAUUAUGCAUAGACACGAGAAAAAUAAAAAUGGAACGCUUACAAAAAUAUUUGUGGGUAGCAACGAAUCCCUAACGUUAACUUUUGUUUCCGAACUCAUGGGAUUUGGAUUUAUUGUGAAAGGCGUCGUUCCAGGAACAAAUCCUUAUUUUGAUAGUUUAACUAUAAACGGUGAAGAAGUCUGCAAUCAACCAAAUGUGGGAUACCUCGAAGGAUACAUAGCAGAAACAUUGGAUAAGGGUCCACAGAGGAAUUGUGGACAUCGGAAGAUAGAUCACACGGAGUUGAUAGUCGAAGGAACUAGUACUAAGCCUGGGGAUUGGCCGUGGCACGCGGCAAUUUUCAGGCUUAGUAAUAAAGUUUUGCAAUAUAUCUGUGGCGGAACAUUGAUCUCUAAAAAUUACUUAUUAUCAGCUGGUCAUUGUGUCACUAUGAGAGGAGUUCCACUUCGACCGGGUGACCUAAAUAUUGUUCUUGGAAAGUAUAAUCUGAUUGGAGGCGAUGCUGGAACACAAGAACGAGCGGUUCACAAAGUAAUUGUUCAUGAAAAAUUUAACUAUAUGAAUCUAAAUAAUGACAUUUCUCUACUUAAAUUUAAAUCUGAAGCCAUAUUUACUGAUUAUGUACAACCUGCUUGUCUGUGGUUCAGCAACGCUGAUAGCAACCGAGAUGAUCAUUUGGAAACAGGACAAGUCUUUGGAACAAUUGUAGGUUGGGGAUAUGACAGUAAAGAUGCUUUAACGCGCCAGUUGCGACAAGCGAAGAUACCCAUGGUGUCAGAAAACGCAUGCAUUAAGAGUCAUCCUCUAUUUUACGCAAAUGUUCUAAAUGGCAAUAAAUUCUGCGCUGGAUAUCACAAUGGUACAUCUGCAUGCAAUGGUGAUAGCGGUAGCGCCUUCCAGGUUUUCGUUGCUGACAAAAAUCACGAUCCGAAUUUAGUCACAACUGGUGCUUGGUACGUCCGUGGUAUCGUGUCUGUGACAGUUGCAAGAACAGAUCAACCGAUAUGUGAUCCGAAGCAUUACGUCGUGUUCACUGAUGUGGAAAAAUAUCGACCAUGGAUUGAUGCUUAUUUGGAAAACGAAAGAAAUUGAUUUUUUUUUCAUACAAUAUUAACCAUCACUGUAAUUGUUAUUAAAAUAAAUUUUAUAUACUACAAGUUUUGACCGGCCUCGUGGCUCACAUGUCAGGGAGGGGGAAAUUUGCUGUUUGUUUCAAGUGCUAUUUACAGGCACAAGAAAUACAACUUGUUAGUUCGAAAUAGUGUGUGGUGUAUUGAGGAGGCGUUAGAUUGUUAAAAUUUCAUACCGUGGUGUUAUCUACAGCCAGUGGUGACCACUUGCCAUGAUGGUUAUUUUUCCAGUCUGUCUAUUCUUUUAUAAUAAUAUAAAAAAAGAACUAACAUUAUAUGAAGAAUAAGAUACUUUAUAAAUCUAAACGAUUGGACCAGAAUGUAAAGAAAUAGCAUUCUUAAAAGAUUGGAGCAUAUUUUCUUCUUUAAGUGAUCUUUUCUUUCUCCUAAUAUUUAAUAUAUAGUUGUUAAUGUUUCAUAU